Molecule: messenger RNA, 9821 nt
Organism: Dermacentor silvarum
Lineage: Eukaryota; Metazoa; Arthropoda; Arachnida; Ixodida; Ixodidae
Product: fatty acid hydroxylase domain-containing protein 2-like
Exons: 8
Coding region: 245-1243 (332 amino acids)
Biological process (GO): sterol biosynthetic process
Molecular function (GO): C-4 methylsterol oxidase activity; iron ion binding
Source: RefSeq, a predicted model, not a curated record
AACUCUUCAGUCAGCUGUACUUGACUCACCGCGGACUCGCUCGCGUUCACACCGCACUCGGCUGAGAGACCGACUGGCCCGCGCGCGGAAGUUGCAAGCAACUGCGCGCUACCUCUACAACGGCACCUCCACUAUUUCUCACUCGCCGUACGAAAAAGAUAGAAACAGAAAUCUCUUAUUUACCAGACCACCAGCCUUUCCACAGGAGUUGACGCGUUGCGCGGACUGACAGUUGCCCUUCACAAUGCUGGAACACCAACAAACAGUGAGAGUAGCAGAGGAACCUCGGGGCCAGCUGCUGUCAUCGCUCAAGAGCUCCGUGUUUAUCCUGGGCACAGCAUUCGUGGUGCUAGUUGCUGGAAGCAACACUCUUACCUGGCACCUGCAGCGCUUCUGGGGGGCAUCAGGCAACUUCUGGCAAGGCCAGUGGGAUGCUGUCGAGGCUUUCUUUGAUGGAGACGAGUUCUCCAAGAGUAUUUGGGGUACAUUUGCUGUGACCUUUGCGGUCUACUGGCUGGUUGGUGGUCUUUACACGUUGAUGGACCUCACUGGGCGUCCUGCAUUUCUGCUGCGGUACAAAAUUCAGGACACAGCUCCAUACCCAGUCACCAUUGGCCAGGUGUGGCGAGUGGUGCGUCAAGUGCUGUUCAACCAGGUGGUGGUGGGACUGCCCUUUGGUCUUGUGGCCCACCAGCUGUUGGUUUGGCGAGGCUACGAUCGCAGCCCCCAGCUGCCUACAUUUCACUGGGUCCUCUUUGAACUAGCAGUCUGCGUCCUGGUGGAAGAGGCAGGCUUUUACUAUUCACACAGGCUGCUGCACCAUCCCCGCCUGUACCGGCACAUACACAAGCAGCACCACGAAUGGACAUCUCCAAUCGCCAUCACGGCUGUCUACUGCCACCCGCUGGAGCACCUCUGCUCAAACCUACUACCACCAUUGCUAGGAGUGCUGCUGCUCGGCUCUCACCCUGCGACAGCUUGGCUCUGGUUUAGUGUGGCCUUACUUUCCACCCUCAAUGCCCACUCGGGCUUCCACCUGCCAUUCUUUCCGUCGCCGGAGGCACACGACUACCACCACCUCAAGUUCAACAACAACUAUGGAGUGCUGGGUGUGCUUGACCGACUGCAUGGCACAGACCAGCAAUUCCGACAGACAGAUGCCUAUCGCCGUCACGUCAUGUUGCUUAGCCUGGUGCCUCUGAAGGACCUGUUGCCUGCUGAAGGAAAGAAAAGCUCCCAGUAGCGUCCUCUGCAUGUGCCCUGCCAAGGCUUCCUUCCACAUGGCUUUGGUGACUGGGGAUGCCUUUCGUCUGAUGUGUCCUGUUUGGCCUGUGUCAUUGCUUCAUAACGAGCCUUGUGCAUCAGUGUGAUGCUCUGUCUGAGCCCCUUUUGCGGCUCAACACCUGUGAUAAUCUAGACUGCAGCACCACCUUACACACCAAGGUCCAGUUAUGCCUUUGGAAACGUUCAGUAGCUUGUUGGAUCCAAUAGCCGCCUCCGUGACCCAGCAGCCAAGAUGUUUUUUUGCUGAGCAAGACAUCGUAGGCUCGAAUUUUUGACUGCUCAUGGUGGAACAUGAAAAUGCCCAUGAGCUGAAAUUUCAGGUUGCUUUGAAAAAUUACUAGGUUACCACAGUUAACAUGGAACUUUCCAUCGGGGCACCCCUUGUAGUCCUGCGCCAGUAUAACAUAAGAAUUCCUUUCACUCGAUUCUAUUCCCUUCUCAUCAUCCAUCGCUCAUGACUGGCCAAUCCUGGUGAUAACUUAGGUGGAGCGCCACUUGGACAAUAGACGAGAUACGAAGAGGAAAAAUAAUUGAAAUACAAUCUGUCCCAGCGUUAAUGUAGCUUUGAGAGAUGAACGUAUUUCAGUUAAACAUUUCAAAUUUAGCUUAUGUAUGCUACGUACUCUGUCUUCAGGCGCUCUCUGGAUGGGAGCUCCUGCACAGGUUGCGAUGGUCCUGUUUAUGUUUCGGAAAGUGGUGCUCAUUCACUGCUGUGCCACGCUCCAAAACGUAAAAGCAGCACACAAAGUGGCUCUGCUUGAGGUCAAGCAGUACCACAGAUAAUUUCAGUACUUGCUGUGAUGGCUUAGUGGCCAUGGCAUUCUAAUGCCAACCAUGAGGUCGCGGGUUCGAUUCCCAGCUAUGAUGGCGGCAUUUUGAUGAGGGUGAAAUGCAAAAAAAAGAAUAUGCAGCAGAUCCAAGGAGAUGGCAUCUAUAUACAGCUAAGCUUUGUGUGACUGCAUAGAGAGUCGAAACACGAAUGUGCACACGCACGCGUGCGCACACACACACACAAGCGCGGGCGCGCACAAAUUAUACCGAGCCUUUUGUUAAGCGGCGUUGCUGACUAUAAGCGAGUACGACAGAUGCCUUGAACGCAUCAUGGUUUCAGAGGCAGCACACACAUACAUAUGUGGCACAAUUCGAAUCCAUUCUAUCCGCAAGAAGCAUUUACUUCCUCAUUACUGUGCAGCCAUGGAUGUGCGAAGGCGCGCUUCCUGGUUAUUUUUUUCUUCUUUUCUUUCCCACGCACAGCCGGCGCCGCGGAGGCGGUUGCCAUCUGCUGGUGCUGCAAAGAACCCAGCGGUGCACAUGCUUCGUUGUGAUUGGUUGGCCUAUUUGGCAAGGAAACAGCCAGGCCGCAGCUCCCAUGGUCACAAAACCUGGCUAUCGCUAAGAAAAACUUCUCUUUUUAAAACAUUUAUGUACUUAGACUUAGCCGCAAGUUAAAAGGGAACCAAGUGGUCAAAAUUAACCUGGAACCCUCCACUAUGGCAUCCCCCAUAACCCACUCUGUAGUUUUGGCACGCUAAACCACACAAUUUAAUAUUAAUAUGGGAAUUUUAGUGGUUGAUCUGGAUGCACCACCUUAGCGAGCAUCUGUGUCUUUAGCAAAUCCAAAUCUGCCACAGGGAAACAAAGUGAUCCAUACUGAAUUACAAUGCAGUUCACUCUGGGCAGUUGAUACUAUGUAUGGUGUCUAAUUUUUGCUUCCAUAUUGCUGCAUUAGUUCACAUUUCACAUUGACAUGGUUACCAAAAUUUCAGGUUGAUCACAAUGUUGCUUCUUUUAUCUGCACCAUUCGAUUAACAAAUGAUGCUUGUCUCAAAAAGUGAGUGUUGCAGCUGCUACAAACUCGGCCAUCACAUGAAAAAGUUCUAAGUUGUGCUCCGAUGUUUCCACGAACCACUGAAACCAGACAUAAUUGCCCUCUCAGCACGCUGAAGGGACACACCACUUUCUUAACCUUCCUAGUCAGGCCUUUGAUAGCAGAGAUGGAGAGAGAAAGCGAUAUACUGCAGAGCAAGUUGAUCUGAAAUGACGACUAAAAAAUCUGAACCUGCUUCAAAUGAACCAAUGGAAAAUAUACUUUCUGUCAUGGAGAAUUAAGAUUAGUGGAAGUCACCAUUGGCUCUUAAAAGCACUUUUUCUUUUGUGCACUCAUCUCCUUUUUCCACCAUUUCUUGAUCAUUUAUUGAGAGAGAGAGAUUGGUUGAAAGAAAAGUGAAAAGCCUGCUGACCACACUGUAAUUGUCUUGCGGCUGACUCCUAAACAUCGGUCUGCAAUAUGAGGAAAGAGGAGAAGGGCAAAUUUAGUAGCCUGCGGCACCAGAUUAUGUACCUACAUAAGCUUCCUUGCCAUAAUUGGACCCCUUUAUUCUGUCGCCCCCGUACUUCUUGAUUGCACUGAGUUAAACACUCACCACUUCCGACCUGCGCUUCCUGCUUAUGAGAGGUUGGCUUUUCUGCAACCCUUAGUUGUCUAGUGGCUGAGCCAGAUACUCUUGAAGUGCAAAAUUUGGGGGAAGAAAAUUAUUCUAUGUAAUGUCCAGGACAUGGCUCUAAACAUAAUGCCAGGUGCUUUCUCAAGCUGUCAACUGGAAAGAAAAAAAAAAAUCUCGCAUUUCAUUUGUGAAAACACGAUAUGAUAUAUAGUGCAGUGUACGAUACGAGAGAAAUUAAGAAGAAAGACAACAAGCGCCCCAUAUAUGUCAGCUCAUCCAACCAGGUACCAACAGUGAAUAAUAGCAGCAAAUAAUAAGGUGAAGACAUGGAAAGAGAUGCAAAAGGGUGACAUGAAGCUGCUGUUUUUUAAGAUUUAUUUUGUUUUCCCCAAUUUUUAGUAAAGGUAACAAGACUGCUGAAGUUUCCGAAGGCAUGUUCACUUCUGCUUUGACCUGUUUAAGCCAUAACACUGCUUAGUAGCUUGUGUCCAGUUAUGCAGUGCACGAAGUGGACUGGCAUGAAAACAAGCACAAGGAAUAGACAGGGACAAGCGGUCGCUUGAAAUCAAUGCUGGGCUCGGUCUAUUCCUUCUUAUGACUUGUCUCUCUUUUUUUUGCACACAUUUACAUUGUGCUUAUGCAUUCUCUUGGCAACCUGAAACUUGCACGAAGUUCUGCAAGUGCCAUACAGUAGACACACCUGACCCGGUACUCGCAAGUAUGCGACGUAUAUACUGCACUGUUAGGAAAUGGCAAGAGCAGUGUUGGUUUCUCCGUACAGUUUGCGUUUCACUUCUCCAGCGAAGGUGAAGCUUUGGAAUAUAAUAGUGGCACCUAUGGGCACCUUUGUGCUCUAACUAGAUUUAAUGUGCACAGCCCACGUGGUUGACUCCUUACAUUCUGGAAAGUUACUUUGAGUAUAAAAGAUUUUGGCAUUUGUGCAACACUACGCUGUAUGCUGUCCAAGCUCUGGAGGCAAGUGUGGCGGUUGCCAAGCUUUAACAGCAUGGUAAACUCAAUGUAGAAAGUCCAGUCCUCGUAGCACUCUCAUAGCGCUGCUUAGCACAAGGUCGUGGGUUUUGAUCCCGGCCGCAGUGGCUGCGAUGGGGGUGGAAUACAAAGACGGUCGUGCACCAUGCAUUGGGUCAAAAGAACCCCAGAUGCUCAGGCCCCCUAUGGCCUGCCUCAUAAUCAGAUUCUGGUUUUGGCACGUAAAACUACAGAAUUUUAAUUUUUAAUUUUUAGCACUUGCAUGCAUUUCUGCCGUGGCGGCUCAGUGGCAAUGGUGUUCUGCUGGCGAUAUUGACAUCAUGGGUUUGAUUCCCAGAUAUGGUGACUCUAUAUUGAUGGGGGUGGAGCACAAGAAUGUUUUAUGUACUGAGCUUUGGGUAAAUCCCAAAGGAACUCCCUCAUUGUCACAAAUGAUCUGAAUUCGUACACUGCAGUGUCUCUUAUAUAAAGCCCCUGUUUUGCUCUGGUAAAUUAAACCCAAUCAAUAAACUAAUCUUGCACAUGAAAAACGUGCAGAGUAAUCUACGGCAACACUUGCCAACAUCUUCUGCACACUGUCCAUCGCAGUGGUACAUGCUCGCUGGAAAGUUAGUCCAAGUGCAGAGAGUCCCGUAGGUGCUACCAUAACACUCCAGAACACAUCAUCCAUUUGCGCUUGACAUGUAGCUUAUGUAGAGUGUGAGACGUGUUGCUGCAGUGCAAACAUGUGUAUCUUCACGGUAUUACUUGCUCGCACCAAGGAAAAUGCUUUUUUAGAGGUCUGCCAUUAAGUGGCACAUCCAAGACAGCUACUGGACAUGGACACGCGGGCAUAUCAAUGCGAUGUUGCAAGAAGCAGCACUCCUCUUGCAAGUUUGACAUUCCAAGGAAAAGUUUUUUUUGCUAGGGUGUAGUGGCUAUGCUAAUGUAUCUUUGUAAGAGGCCAUUUUAUUUACGCCUACCUGUGAUUCACUCAUAUGAGUGGUGUAAUUUAUGUAUUUACGAGGGGCCCACGUGUAUGCGUUUGAUUUUAUGUGCUUGAAAGUGGAAGGUUUCUUGUUGGUGAAACCUACUUAAUAGUUUAUAGUAGCCACCACUUCUUAAUCAGCCAUUGUUAAGUGCAACUGUUGACAACAUUGUUGGGGUCCAGAAACCGAAAAUAUUUCGUAAAGGUGUGCCAAACUAGCCAAGCAGGUACACGACUCAAAUGCCUCCACUAAGAUGGUAAGUCUCGCAUUCACGAAAGGGAGCAGCUUGGCAUGCUGAGAAGUGUAAGCACUGCAGUUUUACUGGCGGCAAUAAGGUUAGGUGGCAAAGCCAGGUUGCGGAGCUUUGCAUGUCACUGAUUGAGCUCGUUUACUCUUUUGUUAAGGAAUGAGCAAGAACACCAAUGCUUCCUGAUGUAAUAAUUAUCGAGUGUGGUUGGGGUCACAACUUUACAUUUCUUGAUAUGUAGGAACCCAAAAAUGAGUGUGCGCUGCCUUCACAGACAGCUGAAGGUAGUUUAAAAAUAUGAACAGGUAUUAUAUGGAUCUUAAAAUGAAUGCCUGAAUGCAGUAAAUUGAACCUUGAUAUAACGAAUAAUGAGGUAUAAUGAAGUAGAUCUAAAAUGUUUCUUUCCAAUAUGAGCAUGUAACAAAUAUGUGAUUAUAACGAGUAUUGAAUGUAAAGAAGGUAUUUUAUACCAGAUGGCAACUUCUUUUUAUAUUGAAGUUCCAACUGUAUAUGUAUGCAAGUGGGUUGCCAAAAUUCAAGAUCCAGACUUGUUAAACGAAACAGUUGUCGGAACACACUAGGGUGAAGAAAAGGCUAUCCAUUUAUUCAUAUCGAGAUCUAUGCAAUUAAAAGAGUAAAAGCAAAAAUUUUCAUUGAUAAUAUAUAGCUGUUUGAAAUUAGAGACACAACAAAGAACCACAGGAGAUCAGCAUUUAAUCUGGAGCCCUUGUGGUUCACAAUGCAGAUUUGGAGUGUUAAUCACCAGCAGUUACCUUACUCAAUAUGAAAAUGGUCAGUAGUUGUGUAGGAAGUUGCCAACCAGAAAUCUCAUGCUUUCAUUAGUGUUAGAUCAAGCUAUCGCUGACGCUUCUUGUUUUGAGAUUGGGCCCCUUGUACAUUUUGGGCAUUUUGUACUUUACUCCAGGACAAGUGUGCGUAUGCUUGUUUGAUGCUACAUAUGUAAUACGAAAUGUAAAGGCUACUUUAGUGCUAAUAAUGUGAUCACAAUACAUUACAAGUUCCUACGUUCAUCUAAGUAAUAUCCAGGAAAACACUACUGGCAAAACAACUGCAAGGCUGUGUGUGAUAUGUGCAUUGUGUCUGAGAUAUGGAGACAGCCUGCCAGUAGCAGGUGAAUAUAGCGAGACAGGUUCAUUGUGCUUUUGGCAUUAGUAAAGGCUCGAGGUUGUAGUGCCAAGGUCAGUCCCCCCCGCCCUUUCUUUUUAAUCUCUUGAGGAAUGUGUUGUUGUGCAUGUUGUUGCAGCUGAAAACUGCACACGUUUUGAACCAUUUACAUUUCGGUAAAAUAAUGCACUGGCUCUGCAAGCAUCUGCAGGUGGUGACAAUGCAGCUGGAGAUUUACACCCUGCACACACACACUACUUUAGUACUGGGUGAAAGAAUGCACUGCUUUUUGGAGUGUUGCAAGCAUCUGCAGGCGGUGCCACUGCCCAUGUGCUUUCAAGCAAGCCCAGCUCGGGUUCGAGCGGCAUCAAAGGAGCUCUUAUUGGAAACAUCUACAUCAGUAUCUUUUAGACUUUUCCACCGUACUCGUGAAUGUUCUUCAACUCUUUCUUGACACUGAGUGUAAGACAGUGCCAGUCCUUGAGUUUACACUGGGAGUAAGCAUGGUUAUAAAAUUUUGACUCUGAAAUUGCCGAUGAGCAUUGCUGAAGUAGGGUUACCUGUUGACAGAUGUCACUGCCCUCCAGCUUUAGGAGCUGAGGUGGAGCAAUGAGUAGAGCAUUUUUAAGUUCAAGCUUUUGUUUUUGCCUAUAUUGAUAGUCUGUUAGAACUGCUAUUUGAAAUGCACUGUGUAUAACUUGGAUUUCCCAAGGUUAUGAAGGAAGCACUCCACUCUAUAGUCAACUUUUAUCAAGGUCAAUGUCUGGCUGUCAAGUUGACAACCCGUUGCCAGCAUGUCUUAACUCAACUGUUGCCAGUUCACUAGUACACUUCAGCUCUUAUACCAAGGAGAAAGGUGUUACGCCCUGCUGCCACUGUUAAAACACAAUGCUUCUGUAUGAUGCAUGAAUGCUAGUCACUGUUCCAAAUGACACAUUGCAUAUCUUCUUGAUUGUGUCCUUUUUCUUGUACGUGUAUUCAUAAUGAGUGCUUGGCGCAUUGCCUGCCACCAAUCGUGCAUUUUUGCUCCAAUCUGUCGUGAAUUGUACAACUGAUGAAAUUGCGGUGUCUGCGAUUACUCACUUUUGCAGAGUUUGUCACAAUACCUGAGGCUGUAUUGUCGAUCAAUCACUCCUCAUGGGUGUCACUUUGACACAACACCGAUUGGCUAAAAACCACCAGGACCACAUGUGAUAAAAAAAAAGCUUGUUGGUGUUGCAGGCCUUCAUGUGAUGUAGUUUUCAACUGAAUUCACGGGAUGGUUUAACUUCAUGAUGUUAGAAAAUGCAGUUUCUACAGUAAGGCACUGCUCCCCUCACCCCUUUUAUGCUGUUGAUGCAGUCUGAUGCAGGCAUCUGCAAGCUUAAAAUGUAACAUCACUCAUUACUCCAAACAUAGUCAUACAAAAGUGAAACUAUAAUCGAAAGUGAUUGAUUGAUAAUAAUGUCCCCACAUGUGAUUAGAAGUUAAGCUCUAGAGAAAUAAGGUGCUGGUUGGAGCAGACUGUUGUACGCCCGGUGAACAUUGUAGCAAUUAGUAGAAGCAAAGAUUGAUCAGAGGCAAUUGAGAUGGAAGAAAUCAAAGUGCUAGUUGCUGUAUCUCGCAUAGAAUGUGCCCAUGUAAAGUGCGGUCCACUGUUAAAUGUAACACAUGAGCGUAGAGCAUGUGUGAAUUUUCCCCUCUGGCAAGUGUACAAUCACCGGCUUUGCAGCACGUGACUUGUGGUUGGUGGUGCUCGUAAAAUUGUACACACCCUUUCGGUGCAUUGACAUAGCUUCAACCGCCACUCACAGCUGGAGUGCUGGCAAGCUGAGAGCCACACAUUUGUGUGUUCCCUUUAACAGUGUACUACACUGUACAAUAGCAAGCAGUGUGCUGGUAGACGAAAUUUUCAUUUGAGAUAUUUAGACUGACUCCAUCUUCUGCACCGAAGCUGCAGACGCAGUGUCUAGCACAGACAUCUUAACAUUUUUCUCUCAUAGGCAUGAUUGGAAUGUCUCUCAUUUGUCUUGCCGUUGCUUCUGUAUACAUCCAGCGGACCUGUUAUUUUAUGGUGAACCACGAGGUCACAAGGGUAUGUACAGUAAUUAGUGUUCAGCAUGCAAGUGCCUAAAGAAGCCACUGGCUGUUUUAAGUGCGGUCAUAGUAUUAUUUAGGGCAAAUGUAGUGUCAAGCACACUUGCUAGCCUGUGUAACGAGCAGUUUGCUGCAUUGAUAAGGCUGCUGCAGGUAUGUUCUCCUGAUUGAGCAGCCAUGCAGUUUUUUGUUGGCCAUUGGUAUAGCUAGGUUAAUUAAGCACAUGCUCUUCCCACCUCCCCCUUCCAGAGAAUUCUGGCUGCGCCAUGGCUAUAAGCAGUUUAUUCUCUACAGCGCUGUUUCUUUUUUUUCUAUGCCUGUGCAUAUAAACAGCAAUAAUUCUAAGAGAAGCAGCUUUUACACUACUCAUCGCAUGAUGUUAGAAUUUUGAGUUCAAUAUACCAUAUAUGCCGGUGACAAUAAAAGGCUUGGAAUGAAAAUUGAUUGCAAUGCAUGUGGGUGACCUUGACUGAUCACUUUUUAUUUGCCAAGUGAUCAACAAUUAAAUCUAAAGGUCUCUAUUUCUGUGUUUAUCUCUGCUUCCCUUGUCACCUGAACACUGUCAGGGGCUGGAGAGUGUUGAGCCAGUUGUGCUAGCCUGGUUGUGUUUUUUUUUUUGUUUUGUUAUUUUUACAUUAUAAUCUUAUGUUAUGAAUGUAUGUUAUAAAAUAAACGACCACUGCAUAA